CUCCUUGCCCUAUACACAAAAUCACAGCUUCCCUAUCUUCAUCAACAUUUAACAAUUCCUCAAAAUAUUCCUUCCAUCUUCCCAAUACCUCUACCUCUCCAUUUAAUAACUCUCCUCUCCUAUUUUUAACUGACAAAUCCAUUUGUUCUCUAGGCUUUCUUAACUUGUUAAUCUCACUCCAAAACUUUUUCUUCAUAAGCUUAUAUAUUCUGGUUAUUUAUGUAAAAAUUUUCAAUAUUGUAUUUCUACAGGGUAAAUUUUUCGUGAUAAGUUAUAGGUUUAUUUUAUUUCUUCAGUUUUUUUAAACUUUUUGUACAUGUAUAUACAGUAUUGUAUUUUAAUUGUUUCUAUAUAUACAGUGGACCCCCGGUUAACGAACUUUUUUCAUUCCAGUAGUAUGUUCAGGUGCCAGUACUGACCGAAUUUUUUCCCAUAAGGAAUAUUGUGAAGUAGAUUAGUCCAUUUCAGACCCCCAAACAUACACGUACAAACGCACUUACAUAAAUACACUUACAUAAUUGGUCGCAUUUGGAGGUGAUCGUUAUGCGGGGGUCCACUGUAUACAGUAAAUAUAAGUGAGCAUUAAUGUUAAACGGAGAAUAAUUUGUAUAACAUUAAUAUACUCUCAGUAGUAAAGAAAAAAGUUAUGCAUUAUUUGAUAAAUUGAGGCUGCUGUUUUAAAAGAGUUUAAUAUAUAAAUUAGUUUCUUUCUUUCGUAAUAUACAGAUCUUCAAUAUUUUAUUAACUCAACAGCUGUCUGCUAAGGCAGGGCGACCCAAAAUAAAAAUUACUGUUCAUUUAAGUGCCAUUUUUCAAGAAACAUGUUGACAUCAGUCAGUUUACUCUCCGACUGUAACAUCCUCACCCAUCCUUCAGAGUACAGGUACUGUACUUCCCACCUCCAGGACUGUAACAUCCUCACUCAUCCUUCAGAGUACAGGUACUGUACUUCCCACCUCCAGAACUGUAACAUCCUCACUCAUCCUUCAGAGUACAGGUACUGUACUUCUGACCUCCAGGACUGUAACAUCCUCACUCAUCCUUCAGAGUACAGGUACUGUACUUCUGACCUCCAGGACUGUAACAUCCUCACUCAUCCUUCAGAGUACAGGUACUGUACUUCCCACCUCCAGAACUGUAACAUCCUCACUCAUCCUUCAGAGUACAGGUACUGCACUUCUGACCUCCAGGACUGUAACAUCCUCACUCAUCCUUCAGAGUACAGGUACUGUACUUCUGACCUCCAGGACUGUAACAUCCUCACCCAUCCUUCAGAGUACAGGUACUGUACUUCCCACCUCCAGGACUGUAACAUCCUCACCCAUCCUUCAGAGUACAGGUACUGUACUUCUGACCUCCAGGACUAUAACAUCCUCACUCAUCCUUCAGAGUACAGGUACUGUACUUCUGACCUCCAGGACUGUAACAUCCUCACUCAUCCUUCAGAGUACAGGUACUGUACUUCUGACCUCCAGGAUUGUAACAUCCUCACUCAUCCUUCAGAGUACAGGUACUGUACUUCCCACCUCCAGGACUGUAACAUCCUCACUCAUCCUUCAGAGUACAGGUACUGUACUUCCCACCUCCGGGACUGUAACAUCCUCACUCAUCCUUCAGAGUACAGGUACUGUACUUCCCACCUCCAGGACUGUAACAUCCUUGCUCAUCCUUCAGAGUGCAGGUACUGUACUUCCCACCUCCAGAACUGUAACAUCCUCACUCAUCCUUCAGAGUACAGGUACUGUACUUCCCACCUCCAGAACUGUAACAUCCUCACUCAUCCUUCAGAGUGCAGGUACUGUACUUCCCACCUCCAGGACUGUAACAUCCUCGCUCAUCCUUCAGAGUACAGGUACUGUACUUCCCACCUCCAGUACUGUAACAUCCUCACUCAUCCUUCAGAGUGCAGGUACUGUACUUCCCACCUCCAGGACUGUAACAUCCUCACUCAUCCUUCAGAGUACAGGUACUGUACUUCUGACCUCCAGGACUGUAACAUCCUCACUCAUCCUUCAGAGUACAGGUACUGUACUUCUGACCUCCAGGACUGUAACAUCCUCACCCAUCCUUCGGAGUACAGGUACUGUACUUCUGACCUCCAGGACUAUAACAUCCUCACCCAUCCUUCAGAGUACAGGUACUGUACUUCUGACCUCCAGGACUGUAACAUCCUCACCCAUCCUCCUGAGUACAGGUACUGUACUUCUGACCUCCAGGACUGUAACAUCCUCACCCAUCCUUCAGAGUACAGGUACUGUACUUCUGACCUCCAGGACUGUAACAUCCUCACCCAUCCUUCAGAGUACAGGUACUGUACUUCUGACCUCCAGGACUGUAACAUCCUCACCCAUCCUUCCGAGUACAGAUACUGUACUUCUCACCUCCAGGACUGUAACAUCCUCACUCAUCCUUCAGAGUACAGGUACUGUACUUCUCACCUCCAGGACUGUAACAUCCUCACCCAUCCUUCAGAGUACAGGUACUGUACUUCUGACCUCCAGGACUGCAACAUCCUCACCCAUCCUUCAGAGUACAGGUACUGUACUUCUGACCUCCAGGACUGUAACAUCCUCACCCAUCCUUCAGAGUACAGAUACUGUAUUUCUGACCUCCAGGACUGCAACAUCCUCGCCCAUCCUUCAGAGUACAGGUACUGUACUUCUGACCUCCAGGACUGUAACAUCCUCGCCCAUCCUUCAGAGUACAGGUACUGUACUUCCCACCUCCAGAACUGUAACAUCCCCACCCAUCCUUCAGAGUACAGACACUGCACUUCCCACCUCCAGGACUUCAAUCCCUUGGGGGGCUGGAAUUAUUUCCCCAUAAACCAUGCAUGUUCCAGAAGGCAGCUAAAAGGCUGGGAACCAUUUCCAUGUUCAUUGUCUAAGUCGAAGAAGUCAUUAAUGUGUUGUGACUUAUUUUAGUGGUUACUAAGGUAAAAAUCUAGAUCAAAACAUUAACUGGUAAAGUGCAGCUACAGGAUAAUGUUAAGUGAUAACUACAUUCAUGGCGAGGGGGAGAACAUGGAGGAAUGAGAAGCAGUGAGGUUUGAUCUAACGAAGGGGUCGGUCAGGUUCACUUCCUUGAAUAAAGAGUCGCUUACCAAGGAACCACCCUUCAGGAGCAAGUACGUAAUUCUGAAACACCAAAUUAGCCUAGAGAACACUGCAAUGAUCACAGCUCUGCUGUGGGUAAUUUUAUUUUAUAAAUUUUUAAAAGAUUGUAGUUUGUCAAAAACAUAAUAUAUUUAGAAAAAAUACAAGUAAAAAUAUAUAACUUGUUCCCUCUUAACCAUGUGAAAUGCAUUGUUUUAAGCUUAAUUAAGCUGUGUUACUUAAUAUUGCAUAGAAUGUGAAUGGCAGAUUAUAAUAUACAUUACUAGAAGAGGCAUCAAAUAUUCGUUAACUCUUUUUGCUCACAGGUUUUGAUGUGUUUUCAAUGACUAUACAUGUAUUAGGAAUGUGAUUAACUGUCUUAAGUUGAGGUGAAUUAUGAGGAUAGCCAGUGAUAGUUGUUGGUAGUAUUUCAUCAUGAAUCAAAAAUAUUUACAGUAUACACAUGUAAUUUAUGUUUUAUUUAUAUCAAAGACUAAAAAGGCACGAUACUGUGAAUGGAACAGUGAGCAGAUAACCUGCACAUAGGAGAAAAAACUUUGGAUGACAUUUUGGUCCGACUUGGACCACUAAAUAGUCACACACUGACUCCAUACCUUCAUGCUGCAGUGUGUGACUAAUUAAUGGUCAGAGUCGGGCUGAAAUAUCAUCAUAAGUUUCUUUCUCGUAUGUGAGGGUUAUUUGCGUGUGGUGCUUUAUUUACUGUGUUAAUUAAAACAUUUGUUUUUUCAACAAACCGGCCAUAUCCCAGCAAGGCAGGGUGACCUAAAAAGAAAAACGAAAGAUAACCAAAAGUUCCAGAUGUGGGUCAUUGUAUAACUAAGACCCACAUCAGGAAACACUUGUCCUGCUUCCUGACGAACCCUACCUAACCUAACUUAAGAUAUAGAGCCACAUAGUCAAAUAUGAUUUUAUAUUAAGGUAAUUUGUAUUACCCCAAGCUCUCCGCAUAGAAAUAAACUUGCUACCAAUUGUAA
Cherax quadricarinatus is the source of this 4090-nucleotide messenger RNA. The record is from RefSeq and is a predicted model, not a curated record. NCBI's taxonomy places the organism in Eukaryota, Metazoa, Arthropoda, Malacostraca, Decapoda, Parastacidae.